Molecule: messenger RNA, 912 nt
Organism: Medioppia subpectinata
Lineage: Eukaryota; Metazoa; Arthropoda; Arachnida; Sarcoptiformes; Oppiidae
Source: the annotation of a GenBank genome assembly
AUGGCGGAGGUGGCUAAGCUCUGGAUGCCGAUUACCUCUUGGGGGUAUUAUUUGUUCCUCUGGGGGUUUCACACCUUAUCCCACUGCCGUCGGGGCUUCACGCCGGUCCCACUGCAGUUGGGGCUUCACGCCGGUCGUACUGUGUGUCGGAUCUCCCUGUCCACCACUGGGUGUGGACCAAGAGUUGAUAUCGCGGAUCACUCGGUGAUACGCGAAAGAAGACACAGCAUUUCCAACCAAAUGUCAAACUUUAUUGGCGAUAAUUUUGAAAAAUUGCAAACCAUAGGGAGGGGUGGGUUCGGAGAGGUAUAUUUAUAUCACGUAAGGCAUAAAAUAGAGCAUGAAAUAUACGCGAUUAAUAUGGUCAAGUUGAAUGACACUAAUGACAAUUGCAAGCGACAAAAAAUACUGAAAGAGGUCCAGAAUUUAAAAACACUUCUUUCGGAAUAUGUGGUCAAUUACCACAACUCAUGGCUGGAGGCGAAUCAUUUGUUCAUUCAAAUGGAUUAUUAUAAGCAAAAUCUACAGACAAUUAUCGCUAAUAAGCACAUUGUGUUUGGGAGACAACCGGAAGAGCCGAUGAAAGUAUACGAGUAUUUCAUUUCUUGCGAAAUAUUUAAAGAACUGUUAGAAUGUGUGAAAUAUUUGCACGACUCGUGUUCACCGGUUAUCCAUCGGGACCUCAAACCGUCAAAUGUUUUGAUUUCACAAAAUAGUAAAAAUUCUCGUUUUGUAAAACUCUGUGACUUCGGUUCCGCCACUUUCCACGACAAGACUUCUAUGAGUCACUAUAAAAAUGUCGGGACUUCACGAUAUAUAGCACAAGAAGUAAAUAACUCGAGAUAUACUAUUAAGGUUGACAUCUAUAGCCUGGGAAUCAUUGCGUUUGAUUUAUUUAAUAUUAAGGCGUAA